AUGAAUUAUCUUGAAAAUUUUGAAAUGUACAAUUUUUGGUGACAAGUGACAACUGAGAUUACUGAGAACCAGUAACCAGUGACAACGCAUUGGGUGCUAUCAGGCUGGUUUCAUAUAUUUUGAAGGCAUUGAAAAAAAACCCUUGCCUCAACUGGGAAAUUAUAAUUUAACAAAUACAGAAAAAUUGAUCUAUUAAUAUGAGUCCACUAUAAUUAGUUGCACUUGAAUUAAUAUUUUUUAUGUAAAAUUGUUUAGUAAAUCAGAAAUCUUGUUGACUUGUCAUAUUGAACGCACCUUAAAGGUGACAUGGUUUCGAUCUGUCAUUUCUGACGUUUUUGUACUGUCAAAUGUCAACAUAACUUUGGAGAUUUGUUACUGUUACUGUUAUUUAAAUAAAAAUAAAAAUAAACAAAAGUAAUUAUUACAGUAUUAUUUUCUGUUCGUGUUAAAUGUAAAAUGUUGAGAAAAUUCUAUAUUAAGUCACUGUCGGUGCUUUUUUUAUAUUUCACUUGUUUCGUGUGUUACACUAAUGGUGCUGCUUCAGAUAUUCAAUUAGAUGCCAAGGCACAAUCUAAUCAUAGGUUAGAUAGUUUAAAUUUAUUAUCAUAUACCUUUCUGCUAAUAUUAACAGUCCUUACGAUAUGGUUAUUCAAGCAUCGCAGAGUAAGCUUUUUACACGAAACAGGUCUCGCUGUAAUAUAUGGAUUAAUUGUAGGCGCCAUUAUUCGAUAUUCAGGCAGUUCUUCGCAUGUACUGAAUAUGCAAGUGUUUGUCACCGACCCGCAGUAUAAUUCAACAUUACCACCAGACACGUUAUCAUUACAUUUUCCAGUAAAUGUACACCCUAAGAGUAAUAAAACGUUUCAGUAUGUGUUCAGGGAAGAAAUUGUAGAUCUAAGAGAAAAUGAAAUCGAUUUUAAAGCUACUUUUGAUCCGGAGAUAUUCUUUAAUAUUAUUUUGCCUCCUAUAAUUUUUCACGCAGGAUAUUCAUUGAAAAGGAAAUAUUUCUUUCGUAACUUGGGUGCAAUACUAACCUUCGCAAUUAUUGGUACAACCGUAUCUUCCUUUGUUGUGGGGGCAUUAAUGUAUGGUUGUGUUCAGCUGAUGCCUGCAAGAUUAGCAAAUGCUUUUACGUUUUUGGACACACUGUACUUUGGAGCUCUCAUAUCCUCUACUGACCCACUGACAAUCCUUGCUAUUUUUAAUGACCUCAAUGUAGAUGUUAACCUUUAUGCCUUAGUGUUUGGUGAAAGUGUCUUGAAUGAUGCAGUUGCUAUUGUUCUUAGUGGAUCAAUUCAAAACUAUGGAAAAAGGUAUCAGUCAGGCAGUGGAGGUUUUGAGACAAAGGCCUUCUUUAAAGCUGUUGGUGAUUUCUUUGGAAUAUUUAUGUUGUCAUUAAUUAUAGGAGCAACAAUGGGUUGUGUUACUGCAUUGAUGACUAAAUUUACGAGAGUUCGAGAUUUUCCCCUUUUAGAAUCCGCCCUAUUUGUUUUGAUGUCUUACAGCACAUUUUUGAUUGCAGAAGCUUCUGAACUUACAGGAGUAGUAGCAGUUUUGUUUUGUGGUAUUUGUCAAGCUCAUUACACGUACAAUAAUCUGUCGGAAGAUUCUAGGAUAAGAACCAAACAAAUGUUUGAAUUACUAAACUUCUUGGCAGAAAAUUUUAUUUUCUCUUAUAUAGGUGUGUCAAUGUUUACGUUCCCAAAACACCAUUUCAACCUACUUUUUAUUUUUGCGGGAUUUACAUGUGCAGCUAUUGGUAGAGCAGUAAAUAUUUAUCCCCUCUCGUUUUUAUUGAACUUGGGAAGAAAACCGAAAAUCCCCUCGAAUUUUCAGCACAUGCUAUUUUUUGCUGGACUAAGAGGUGCCAUGUCGUUUGCAUUAGCUAUUCGAAAUACUUUAUCCGAGCAAAGACAGGCUAUGCUUACUACCACGUCAUUGAUUGUGAUUAUUACUGUUAUAAUCCAAGGGGGAGCUACUAUGAAUUUGUUAAAUUGGUUCCAAAUUCCAGUUGGAAUAGACGAAGAAACCGAGGCCUUAUCACGACAAAGUGUUCACAGUGUGUACAAUUCCAUGGAAAGUUCAACUGGGGGCAGCACAACAUCUAGACCAGAAUGGACUGAAAUUAAUGCAUCCGAGCUUCCUAGACCACAGAACGAAAAAGCAUUUCUAGCGAGGAUAUGGGGAUCGUUUGAUACAUGUUAUAUGAAACCUUUAUUGACGCAUUCGAGACCCACUUUGUUAGAAACGUUACCCGUAUGUUGCAAUCCCCUUGCAAGACUGCUUACUACUACAGAACAGAUGACGCAGGAGGGAUCAAACAGACCAGGAGGUGAUUCUGAUUCAGAUCUUUGCAUAGAAGAAAAUGAUUUUUCUAAUGUUGAUAAUAUACGAUCCAAUACUAGUAGACACAUUAAUUCCAUCAGCGGCCAUCAAGUCUGAGAGAGAAUUUUGGAGCAUCUAAAUGAUUUGAAUAAAUAAUUUUGUGCUGUUUGUAUUUAUUGCCAUAUAUAUAUCUUUUAUAUUUUCAAAAUGUCGCGACACCUAUUGUCACUUAAAAAUUUAAAAAAAUAGUCCCAGCUAAAUAGCCAUAAAAUGGUACGGUUAUUACCGUAGUACCUAUUAGCUUACAAUUAUUAGCGUUCAUGGUUUAACGUUAUACCGGGUGAUUUUUUUAACCUGAAACCUCGAGAAAUAAACACUACGGAAAAAAUGUCCGUUAUCAAAAUUUUAUCAUUCCACGAAGGGAAUACACUAAUGCCAGAAUUAGUCCCCCUCCCCCUACUUGAAGGUAGGUUGAAAUUUUAAAUAGGAGCUAUUUUUUGUUGCAGAUUCGAAUUUUACGUUUGAAAGUAUGUAAGAUUUGUGAAACAUUUUUUUCGAUUCAUGACGGAUGGGGCUGUAAUCGACGAAAUUCAAUUUUUUCGAAACAGGGGGGAGCGGAGCCAAUUUUAAUGCUAAUGAUCUCCACCGCGGAAUGAUUAAAUUUUGUUUGUUGACAUUUUCUUCGUAGAGUGCUUAUUUUUGGAGAUAUUUGAAAGUUUCAGGUUAAAAAAUCACCCGUUUAUGCAUAUAUCAGGUAUGUUGCUUUAUGGGUGUAAAGGCAAUUGUUAUUUCUUUUUAUUUUUUUAGAUUUGUUAGGUUGUAAUAAUUAUGACGUAUAAAGAUAUAGUAAAUAAGUCGGUCUCAUAAUUGAUACAUAUUGUUUCUAUCGUGAAGGUACUAUAUAGUGUGUUUCUAACGUAAUUUGCUCGAGGUUGUAAUUCUUUCUUUAUUUUAGAAACACCGUGUAUGCCUGCUACUGUAUAGAACAUUUUUGUAAACAAUUAAGUACCUCUAUAUCUGUGUUAUUCUUUUAGCAAUAAUAGUUCAAGUUUUUAAGUUUGGCUUUGUUAUGUAUGAGUUAUAAUGCACUUUUGCUGUGUUUUACCAUAAUUAGGCUGUGAUGUUUUUUUGAUCGAUUAUAAAUGUAUAAUUUCAGUUUGGUUACUUAUGAAAUACUUAUUAUAAUAAAUGUAAAU
Messenger RNA from Anoplophora glabripennis (Asian longhorned beetle), 3521 nucleotides. It is a transcript of the gene Nhe3, whose product is annotated as sodium/hydrogen exchanger 7. Gene Ontology annotation, cellular component: membrane; recycling endosome. Gene Ontology annotation, biological process: regulation of pH; sodium ion transport; proton transmembrane transport. Bases 457 to 2442 code for a protein of 661 amino acids. NCBI's taxonomy places the organism in Eukaryota, Metazoa, Arthropoda, Insecta, Coleoptera, Cerambycidae. The record is from RefSeq and is a predicted model, not a curated record. The transcript has 13 exons. Gene Ontology annotation, molecular function: sodium:proton antiporter activity.